CUGGUGUUGAAUGACUACAUGUACCAGAAUGCACCGCGGCUGUCAGUUGGUUUAGUACUGAGUGAGCGCUGCUCUGCUGCACUAGCAAAGAGCAGUCCGACAGUUUAUUGGUUUACAGUUCUGCAAACAUGGACCAAGACAAUAAUUUAGAGGAUGAGCCAGUGAGCCAUUCAGAAGAUGUUCCGCCUUGCAUUCCUCCUGGACUCGCUGAUGGCGAGACACUGGACAUGCUGUGGAAGCUGCGAGCGCAGCGUCGUCAGUCAUCUCCUGAGCUUCCAGAGACAGUGUCCCGUCUUACUGCCCCAGAUGGCAGCGUCCUCUACCUGGUGGGCACUGCUCAUUUCAGCGACAGCAGCAAGAAGGAUGUAGCUACGACCAUCCGUGCUGUGCUGCCUGAUGUGGUGGUGGUGGAGCUGUGCCAGUACAGGGUGUCGAUGCUGAGGAUGGACGAGAAUACGCUGCUGAAGGAGGCCAAAGACAUCAACCUGGAGAAGGUUCAGCAAGCCAUAAAACAGAAUGGGCUGAUGUCAGGCCUGAUGCAGAUUCUCCUGCUCAAAGUUUCAGCUCACAUCACCGAGCAGCUGGGAAUGGCACCUGGAGGGGAGUUUAGGGAGGCAUUCAAGGAGGCUGGACAGGUGCCAUUUUGUAAAUUUCACCUUGGGGACAGGCCGAUCCCUGUGACGUUUAAGAGGGCCAUAGCUGCUCUGAGUCUGUGGCAGAAGGUCCGUCUGGCCUGGGGUCUGUGUUUUCUGUCGGAUCCAAUCAGUAAAGAGGACGUAGAGAAGUGCAAGCAAAAGGAUUUGUUGGAGCAAACCAUGUCAGAAAUGAUUGGAGAGUUUCCUGCUCUUCACCAAACUAUUGUGGCUGAAAGAGACAUCUACCUCACGCACGCCCUCCGCCAAGUCACGCGCUGCGUGGAGGCGCCAUCUAGUGCCCAGAGAGUGCCUGCUGUGGUGGUGGGAGUUGUAGGAAUGGGUCACGUUCCUGGCAUUGAGCAGAACUGGGAGAAGGAGCUCAACAUUAAUGAAAUCCUGAGUGUUGCACCCCCCUCACGGUUUGGCUGGGUGCUACGAACAGCCCUAAAGGGUGUCCUGGUGGGAAUUCUGGGAUAUGCCUGCUAUCGUGCUGGAGGAGGUGUAGGUAGAACGCUGAUGUCUCUGCCUGCAGUCCAAUCAUUACUGGAAACACUGCGGCUUCGUCCUUCUUGACCACACUGGGCGUGUCUCAGCCGUCUCUGACGUGACCUUUGACUUAUUAAAAACAAUGCAUUGAUCACGAGUGGCCUUAAAAACAGGAGGUGAUGCUGGAGGGACGGGUUCACCAGCCCACAUGUCUAAAUAACAAGGACCUCAUAGGGGUUGAGAGCCCCCACCUCAUAUCGAUGUCCCUGUAGAUAACACGGGGGCAAUGCUGCCAAAGAAACCGUUACAGUACUCCUAAUAUUUUGUUUAUAUGCAUUUGCUUAGUAGAUUUUGAAUUUUACCUGUCAUUCCUUACAUUUACCUGUGCAGUUUUUAUUUGGUAAGCCACACUGGAAUCAUUUUUAGUCGCCUGCUCAGAGAAGAUGUUUUAUUUGUGCUGGAAAAGAUCGUUUUCUGAGUCCUGUUGUUCGUUAUUGGCCCGGCACUUUAGAGAAGACCGUUGAAAAAAACAUUCAGGCUUGGAAAGUAAGAUGAUUUAUCCUGUGGUCAACUAGAAACAAAGUGAAAUAAUAUAUUUGCAUGAAAAAAAGUUGUCUGAAGUGGGAGGUUUACAGUCAUGCUCAUUACUUUUCAUAAAUCACCCAUCCCAACAAUGAUGCACGUUCAGGAUUUAGUAACAUAAACUCUGUUCUGUUGAAGCAAAGUGCCUCAGGUUUCGUCUGUAAGGGCUACAGUUUAUUGUUUUCAUUUGUAUUUCACAUACAAAUUGUGCAGUUUCCACUAAUUCUCACAAGUUUCCAAAAGACUGCUGCUCUUUAAACAGACGCUCAGUUUGUGAUGACUCUGAAAUGUUUCCACACCAAUGUUUUUUGGGUUCUCGUGCAUUUUACGGAGAUCUGAUGCACGACAUGAGUGAGAAGUCUUGUAACUUCUAUUAUGGGAUUUACUUACAAAAGAGUGACAUGCACAUACACGCUCUGCAUAAUUAUUAAAAUUUUAUGCACAGAAAGCCAUUUUAAGAAGUAUGUGUCACACAGACAACAUCAUUCACCAGGUGUCACCAGGCAGUCAGUGCUCCAGGAUGUUUGUGAAAUCAAAAAAUGCAUGAAUGUAUAAUUUACCCCUUUUAAUUUAAGGAUGAACGUUCUUUAUAUAAGAGUUUGUCUGCUAAACAGUAAUUGGGUGGAAUAGUGAUAUUUACCCUUACUUUAAUAAUCACUGCUGCCUUUACCUUCUGAUUGCCUCCUCAGCUAUAGCUUCUUACAUCACACAACUGUAUUUAUAAUAGAGCUUAUUGAUGCAUGUGUUAAGAGAAAGGUGGCAUCCUGUAAGCCACAUGGACUACUUUAAAGGACAGUGAAUUGUCUGCAUGAUUUCAGGCCUGCAUCAAGAGCUUCCAGGUAAUCGUUUUAAUUUUGAAGCGAUUUGCGUACAGUACUUCUAUCUGCUGCAGAUGUAUGAAUGGGUGACAUGAAAUGAGGUAUUUUCAGGUAUUAAAUUUGGGUCCAUUUCAUGA
Nothobranchius furzeri (turquoise killifish) is the source of this 2658-nucleotide messenger RNA. RefSeq names its product TraB domain containing (gene trabd). NCBI's taxonomy places the organism in Eukaryota, Metazoa, Chordata, Actinopteri, Cyprinodontiformes, Nothobranchiidae. The record is from RefSeq and is a predicted model, not a curated record.